Molecule: messenger RNA, 564 nt
Organism: Gregarina niphandrodes
Lineage: Eukaryota; Apicomplexa; Conoidasida; Eugregarinorida; Gregarinidae
Product: putative coiled-coil protein
Exons: 3
Coding region: 1-564 (187 amino acids)
Source: RefSeq, a predicted model, not a curated record
AUGUGGACCACUGUAACCUCGGCUUUAUCGGAUGGUAUAAAAGAGUUCAAGGCUGCUUUCGAUGAGGAUUCAGACGAUUAUCAGGAAGAAAUUCAACAUGGAACAAAUCACUCAGAGAUCUUAUCCAGCCCAGAGAUCGUGCCUAAAACGGGAGUCCCACGUGGGCAGGAUGAACUGGAGCCGCAGGAUGCACAGGAUGGAAUUCAGGAUCGGGGGGAGUUGAACGAAAAGGACAGACGGAACGACAGACGUGAUGAGGGGUACGACCCUCUGAUACACUCGUCUGAGGAGCUGCUGAGACCUGAUUUCCCGGUUAAAAGGUCUGCUACCAUGGAUCAAUCGUCUUCAUGGGAGUUUUUAAUGCAAGAAAACGAACUUCGAAGGUUGAAACAGGAGAUUGACGUGUUGAAGGCUAAGAACGAAGAAUUGGAGAAAAGAGUCAAGGAGCUUACGGAAGUGCGUCAAGUCGACACGAGUUCUGAGUUGAAGGAGGAGAAUCGGCUAUUGAAAAAGACAAUGGCGCAGUUGAUGGACCGCUUAGCCGACCUCGAAGUCGGUACGUGA